AUGGCAGGACUUUUUCAGAGGGUCUACAAUUGGUUAAUGCGCAUGUUUUGGGCCAUGGAGAUGGAGGUGACCAUGGUAGGCUUGCAAAAUGCUGGCAAGACGUCGUUAUUGAGGGUCCUCGCCGGAGGAGAGUUCACUCUUGACUCGAUUCCCACCGUCGGAUUCAACAUGAAAAAGGUGCAACGAGGCCAUGUUACGCUGAAAUGCUGGGACAUUGGUGGCCAGCCUCGGUUUCGCACCAUGUGGGAGAGAUACUGCCGGGGCGUUAGCGCCAUCGUCUUCAUCGUGGACAUUGCCGAUAUCGAGUUGAUCCCCCAAGCCAAGGAAGAGCUCCACGACCUCAUGGGUCGCAGGUCACUGGCCGGCAUCCCGCUCCUAAUCCUAGGGAACAAGUCUGAUCUCCCAGACAAGCUCUCGGUGGACGAGUUGAUUGACGAACUGGACCUGAAGAGCAUACGCGGUCGCGAGGUGUGCUGCUAUGGUAUCAGUGCGAAAGAAGAGACAAACCUUGACGCCGUAGUCGAGUUUCUAAUGAAGUAUGCCACCCGUGCAUGA
Molecule: messenger RNA, 555 nt
Organism: Fusarium keratoplasticum
Lineage: Eukaryota; Fungi; Ascomycota; Sordariomycetes; Hypocreales; Nectriaceae
Exons: 4
Coding region: 1-555 (184 amino acids)
Biological process (GO): protein transport
Cellular component (GO): lysosomal membrane
Molecular function (GO): GTPase activity; GTP binding
Source: RefSeq, a predicted model, not a curated record